AUGGAUGCACAGCACAGUAUGAAUAGCUGGUUGGGUUCAAAUCAUGCAGGCGACGAGCAGCCGUUGGAUAGCCACCACCAAGGUUGGCCGUCGACAGCUGCAAGUCCCAGAAAUCCACAAUCGCGAGGUCGCCGAGAACAUGCUGUGCAGCCACCUUUGUUGACAACUGCACUGAACGGUUCUCAAUACCAGGGUCUCGGGGCUGGCCUUGGUCUUACGCCGACCCCUUCAUCAAUGACUUCGCUUUCGAGUCCGUUCACUCACAGUCAAUCGCCCUGCGUCCCAACUCCCCUGAACGGUAGAUCAGUCUCGUCAUCUUCGAUGGCAGCCAGAAACGUAUAUAAUGUUCCUUAUAACCCCCAAGACUGGGGCCCCCCCGGAAGGUCCCAGGCGCAGGGCCAGUAUGUCCCAAGCACAACGCCUUCUCCUCCUAAUCGGAGAGAAAACGAUUAUGACAUGCCUGUGCAGUUUCAAAGACGCACAAACCGUCCGAGGCCACUUUCUAUGGUUUACCCAUCUGAUUUAGGGUCUCAGCGGCAGCCGCUACCUCCGCCGCCACCUCCACCCCAAGGGCAUGCAGUGAAUAGGAGCGACCAGGCUGCGCAAUACAAUUCUCCGGCAAAUCAUCGGCCCAUGUUGUCCCACUACGACCAAGCUCAAUCUUCGCCAGUUUUUCGAGAGCAUGUAUAUACAACACCUGCUCACUUGGAGACACCAUCUCGACCUCCAGCAUCCCGAAGAGCUGCUUCUGCUGGGGCCGUGGUAAGCAGCGCGGGGUCAUCGAGAGCUGCAAGUCAAUCGCGACAUCGAUCACCAUCAGACAGUAACUGGGGCCAAGGAUUGCAGCUUCCACCACCGCCACCAGGACCUCCUCCUGCCGCCAGGUCUGUCAGCGUGAGUGGAUCGUCAGAUUCAUCAAUGAGAACGCCACAAGGAUCCAGCUCACAAGGAUCCGCUAGAACAAUGAGAAGGGCGCCCCCUAUCCUAGGAACAGGAUUGGGAAGCAUCCCACCUACACCAGCUGACUGGAUAGAUGAGGGAUACCUAAACAGUCGACCAACAGAAGCUUUAACUUUUAACACGGCCGAGGCUGCCAAUGCACCAGAACCGAGUGGAGAUUCUCACGACCCCUCUAGCCAAAAGACUCCCCGUAGCGGAGGUCUUUUCCGUAGCUCAGCAGUCCGCGAUCCAAGUACCAAAGGCAUCCGUGAAAGGCGGAUUGAACGGAGAAAUCGGCAAAGUCAAAUCUUUGAGCCUCCUAGUGCGGUAAUUACAACUGGCAACCCUUGGGCCGAUGCUCUUGAGCAGGUCAAACCGUCGAACCUCAUCCUACCAGAGCAAAACAGCAGUCCCGACCAAAAUCGUCAUCCAUCGUCGGGGAAGCAUACUCCUACUCAUAGUACUCGGAGUAUUGGAUCGGAGGGACAAAUUCUUUCCACGCGAUCUCGAGCAUCCUCAUGUGGCUUGUUUUCAGAACAAUCACCUCACGGAACCCCCAACCAGCAGCCAAGCUUUGCCGGUCCUUCUGUUGCAGUUGCACAUACGCCUCCGUUCUCGCCAAACGGAAUGGGCCAUUCGCGACAUCCCAAGGAAGCUAAUCAAGCAAUACCACCCAAGGCGCUGCCAACUCCGCCUCUCAACUCGGCAAAGGAUGUCCGGCCACGCCCCCGCGCUUCCUCCCGAGGGGCGGAAGACCGACCAAUCUCCCACAUUCUUCACAUGCCUAACGACGCUGUCUCGAUACUGAAGCCCUUGUCGCCACGUCGAACGCCUAGUCAAUCACCACGGAGACAGGUGUCUAUGGAAGCAGUAAUGAGACAGGACUCUAAUUUUCUUCAGGAGGCCAUUCAGAGACACAAAGCUUUCAUUGAGAAGGAAGCGUCUACCGCCGACGAAACCGAAGCACUCAAGAUCUUUGCAGACUACAUUCUCGCCGAAUCUCAGAUCCGGCGUCAGCGGUAUUCCAAGGCGUGGGAGUCUUUUCAAGUCGACGAUGUACGAAGCAAUCUCUUCGAGUUGCCAUUUAUUCAGCCGACAAAGAUGAUGGCCCCCCCAAAAUUGGACAUACCACAGAAUCGUUUGAACCGGCCGGAGUCUACGUGGUGGAACAACUACCAACCUUGUUUGUCGCCAAUUGCCAGCCUGAAUAUGAGCAAUGACGAGAUGAGCUCCCGGGGCCGCGCACCAAGUCGUUGGUGGGAAUCCAAGACUGGUUCUAGCAGCGAGGGAGACGAGAGACGGGUUCACCGAUCCAAACGUGAAUCAAAAUACAUGGGCUUACCUCGAGACGCCAUGCAUUGGGACCAGGAGUUGACCCCUUCUGCCCCCAACGAAGUGAGAAUGAGCGAUAUCCCCUCGGAGUAUGGCCCUGAUGUACGCAGCUUGGACAUCUCACGAUUGAUCACCCUACCUCCACCUUAUCCCCGCCAUCAUCCUGCCGUGAACAACAGCCAUCCUGAUUUGGUCACCCACCGAACUACUGUCCGAUCAAUCACAGAUCUCACCGAGGUCAAAACCACCAGACAUCGGUACAAGGCUGACAUUGAACGAAUGUUGGAAGAACACCAGCAACAAGUCAAUGAGGGCCACCGUCACUUCAAGUCAAAUAUACAAAGCCAAAUCCAAGAAGGUAGCCUCACUUUUACUGAGGCUGCAGAGGCGGAGGCAGCGAUGAUCGUUGAAGAGAACGAGCGAGAAAAAUUGAUGGUUAAACGCCAGCUUGACAUGUACCAAGAAACUGUCCUCAAGCCGAUGCACGCAAUCAUCGUCGACAGAAUUGGCAGAGCCACAAGCUGCAUUGACGAGCUCACUAGCCUGCUCUCCGACGACGCCCAGCGUGGAACACCAGACGAAACUCAAGAAGAGGGUGAUGAAAAGCCAGAGCUACUGGAGAAACUCACGCAACUCAAAUGGCUUUUUGAGGCCCGCGAGCAGCUCCACCGGGAGUCCUUCGACUUGAUCAGUGACCGCGACGAUAAAUAUAAAGCCGUUGCACUUCUGCCCUACAUACAGACCAAGAACGAAGACAAGAUACAAGAAACACAAGCAUUCUUCUCUCACGAUGCCCUGAACCGACGUGUGCAGUUCGAGAAUGAGGCGCUAUCUCGUCUCGAAUCCUUCCUGGAUGUCAUUGAGCAGAAUGUCGUACGAGGCGUCGAGGUGCAGCUAUCCGCAUUCUGGGAUAUCGCGCCGUCUUUACUAGCCCUCGUGCAACAGGUGCCCGAAAAUCUACAAGGCUUCCAAGUGCAGAUUCCACCAGCCGAAUACGAGGAAAAUCCCAGCUACCAUAACCAUCCACUGCAGUACUUGUAUACGUUGCUCUCACAUGCGGAGAAGUCAAGUUAUCAGUUCAUCGAAUCACAGACGAACCUACUUUGUCUCUUGCAUGAGGUGCGAUCUGCUGUUAUGCGGGCUAAUCGGGUUCUGGUGGAAGCUGAACGCGUUAAGUGUGGAGAGACAGAAGAGGAAGUGCGUCGUGAGAUGAUGGAGACUCGUGCUGAUGAAGAGCUAGCUCUUACAACUGAUCUCAAGGACAAGGUUGCUACUGUUGAAGGCCAAUGGGCUGAGGCACUGGGAAGCCAGAUUGAAGGGCUGAGAGAACGGGUGAAGGAACAGCUUGUCAGCGAAGAUGGCUGGGAGGAUUUAGAGCAGUUGGAAGAAUGA
Molecule: messenger RNA, 3663 nt
Organism: Penicillium soppii
Lineage: Eukaryota; Fungi; Ascomycota; Eurotiomycetes; Eurotiales; Aspergillaceae
Exons: 4
Coding region: 1-3663 (1220 amino acids)
Source: RefSeq, a predicted model, not a curated record